GUACCCCGGGUUGCUUGAAAUCGCCUCGGGGGCUGAAUCGAGACUAGGGAAGUUGCAAAUAUGGCGGGGUUAUCUGUUUGGGAUUAUGUGGUUUUCGGUGUGAUGCUAAUUUCUUCCAGUAUUAUUGGAAUUUAUUAUGGCUGCAAAGCGAAGGGAAGAUCGACCAAGGAAUACCUGAUUGCUGGUGGCUCAAUGCACUGGUUCCCGAUUUCUAUGUCACUUCUUGCCUCGUUUUUCUCUGCAGUGGGUUUGAUGGGGAUCCCAGCCGAAGUUUACACAUACGGAGUCAGUUUUAUAUUCCAUGUGAUUGGCUUUACAACAACUAUGAUACUAGCAGCUCAUGUAUAUGCACCCAUCUUCUACAAAAGCCGUAUUACAAGUGCAAAUGAGUAUCUGGAGAUGCGAUUUUCAUCUGGUGUGAGACUUCUUGGAUGUAUCCUGCUUAUACUGCAAUAUGUGCUUUAUUUAUCUGUUGUGCUGUUUGCACCAAGUUUGGCACUUGAAGCUGGUAUGUGACAGUUUUGGCCCAUU
Rhopilema esculentum is the source of this 531-nucleotide messenger RNA. Lineage: Eukaryota; Metazoa; Cnidaria; Scyphozoa; Rhizostomeae; Rhizostomatidae. The record is from RefSeq and is a predicted model, not a curated record.